AUGGCAAUGGAAAUGGCAAUGGGUGAGCCAGAGGAGGUAACGCCCUUUGCCCCGAUCGCCUUCGGAGCUCGCUGCAGCGACAAUGAAGAAGCCUUCUCUACGGACCCUCCGUCGAAAAAGAGAACAUUUAUCCUGUGCUUCGGCAGCAUCGCCGCGUUUUUUCUAAGCCUAGCCAUCAUUGUUAUAAUCCUGUCAUUCCUUGUUUUCCGUGUACAGGAUCCCAUGAUCAGCCUGAAUUCUGUAACAAUCCAGAGCCUGGAGGUUUCAACAAAGGGAAUUCUAAGUGCCGACGUGAACCUAACACUUUUAGCUGAUGUUUCGGUGAAGAAUCCCAAUGCGGUGACCUUCAAAUUCGAUAACGGAACGAUGAUGGUUUACUACCGUGGCAGGGUGGUAGGCGAGGGCACUCGUUUCAAAGGUAAGGCUAAGCCCAGACGUACGUUGCGGAGGAACGUGACGGUGGAAAUAGACCCCGAGAAUUUCCUGACUGAUCCGGACUUUGUGACCGAUAUCAUCGGUUCAAAGGGAGUGAACAUAAGCAGUUACACCAGAAUCUCGGGCCGGAUUAAUAUUAUGAACAUUAUCAAAAGAAACGUUUUAGUGAAAUUCAAUUGCUCCACCACUUUUAGACUCUCCCCCACCGGCGGAGGCUUUCAUGGAGACAAGUGCAAACCAGAACUCAAUUUCUAGAUAUGUAUGUAUGUAUGUAUGUAUGUAUGUAUGGUGAUA
Molecule: messenger RNA, 729 nt
Organism: Hibiscus syriacus
Lineage: Eukaryota; Viridiplantae; Streptophyta; Magnoliopsida; Malvales; Malvaceae
Exons: 1
Coding region: 1-690 (229 amino acids)
Cellular component (GO): plasma membrane
Source: RefSeq, a predicted model, not a curated record